CCCACCUAGGAAGAGCCGCCGGCGCUGGGGCUGCGCGGCCGUGGUGGAAGGAGGGGGAGUCAGUGACAGAGGGACACCGUGACUGAGCCGGGGGCACCGACUUCGGCCCCACCACCCCUCGCGGCGAUCGCCGCCGCCGCCACCUCCCGAGACCGGCUCGGGCGCCGCCGCCGCUCCCGUCGCCGUCGCCGCCCUGGCCGCUUAAGAACCCCGGAACGUGCGUCAGCGCCACCUCACAAUCGCGCCGCCCCCCGCGGUGCGUCCCGGCACGCGCGGGCGCGAGGCCACCGCGCCCCCGUCGCCCCUCCCCGCCCCUCAUUAAUAUGCAGACGCAGCCGGGGGCGCGCUCGCGCUCCCGGGAGGACGGGAGCGAGCGGCGCGUCUCCUCGGGCCUCUCCGCUCCCGGGGAAAUGGAAAAGCCAGUUGGGGCGGGGGUCGGCUGGCUGGCAGAGGUCGGGAGCACUGGGUGGGCGCGCGCACGAGGGCAAGCACGCGCCUGGGAGGGUGGGACGGUUCCUGGGCAACGGCCCCUCCCUGGCGCGGGAUCGGCGCAGAACCUGCCCGGGUCGCACGCGUCUCCGCCCCUCGCGGUGCCUCCUCCUUCCUGUCACCUCGGUUCCGCCCUAGGUGAGGAGAAGCCCUGCCACACCACUCGGGCUUCCCAGGGCGGGGCUGCCCCGUGGGGGAAACUGAGGCCCGGGACCUCGACCAGCGCCUGCGCCGUGCGAGCCCGCGUAGAAAUAGGUGCCCGAGGACCCCAGCGCAAUGCGAGAGCCCGGCCCAGCCUGGGGGGUCCUGUGGUGAACUCGCCUCUGGGCUCUGCAGGCUUGAAGUCCGCUGAGCGCCUCGCGCCUCGCCCCGCACCUCUAGACCCCGAAUGCCAGAUCUAGGGCCCCCUCGUCGCCCUAGGAA
Molecule: messenger RNA, 912 nt
Organism: Piliocolobus tephrosceles (Ugandan red Colobus)
Lineage: Eukaryota; Metazoa; Chordata; Mammalia; Primates; Cercopithecidae
Product: serine/threonine-protein kinase 35-like
Exons: 1
Coding region: 324-890 (188 amino acids)
Source: RefSeq, a predicted model, not a curated record